ACAGUGCUAUCAUAGCAAGUACAAGUCAAAUUUAUUUAUUUACGAAUUUAUUUUCUAUAGUACUAUGCGAAUCGAUCAGUUUUUUAACCGGGGUUCUUUCAGUUGGUAGUCGAGAAGCGUUUAUUUGCGUAAAAUCUCUCAUGCACCUUUUUUUACUGCAGCGCUUGAUAUGGAAGGCAUGUUAGAUCGGAAGCAGGAACUGGAGUCAAGUCAUCAUCCCGAUCGUGGAAGACCUUCCACACCGUGUUAUGCAGACAGCUGCUGCGUUUGUUCAGGAAGAAGCAGCUAUCUUAUUACGAUCGCAACGCAGCGUUGCCGCCGCUUAAUCUCUACAAAUGCAUAAUCAGUCAGGCAUACGAUAAAAAGAAGGACUUUGUCUCCACUCUUCCGUCUGCAUUUGUGCGAUGUAUCCGAAUUUUUAUUUGCUGCGGAUGACGAACAGAGAAUGCGGGAAUGGAUCGAAAAGAUUUGGUUCCUUUCAGCACUGUCGCCCAACAUGCAGCUACUCAGUCUGAAGGAGGCACGCCAGGCCGGUUUGGAGGCCGGUGAUGACAGUGCGGAGAGGGCCAUUGCUUAUUCCAGGAUCCUGUCACGCAACACUCCGUCGCCACUCUUUAACGGCUCGGAACACGCCGUGCCCGUGCCAAAGUCGCGAGUUGUUUGAGGCUUUUAGCUCGCCGGAGAGUAAUGGACAUUCGUCUAACGGAGUGCCGGACGUUCCGGAGCUGGCUCUCGAAAGCAAUUCUGAAUCGACUGUGCCAAAGCCACGUGUCGGACGCAGUGAAUCUUUUGGUGGUGAUAUGGACAAUGAUGUGGUGGAUAGCCGGGAGCGUGCCAAGACCAGUUCCAGUAUCCUGGGCCACGAAGGGCCGAGUAAAUCCCAGCGCAGCGUACCGGUCGGAUCCAGUCUGCACGCGCCGGAAAUCCGCCAAUGCGGAGAAACACGGGAGUCGCGUGAGUUUGGUGGGCCUGUUUAAACGACGCCAUGAUAGCGAUAAAGCGUAAAGAACGACAGGAUACGAACUGUGUGAAGAUUGUUUUUCCAUUGUUGGUGCACAAUACAGCGGGGUUGUUUUGUUUUCUUGCCAAGGUUGGUCAGGCGAGCUGAUUUUGGGAGUUGGUGUCUCAGGAUGUUGUUUUUGUGGUUGAUGGGCACAGGAUGGUGAAAUGUUCCUAAGUGGUCUUGUUUGCCAGUAGAUAUAGUUUUUUAGGUAAUUCCUUGCCGUUUAUCGCGAUAAUUCCAUUUAACUGUAAUUCCUUUUUUUUUACUUUUUCUGCUAAUAUUGGCUGGCUUCCCUUUGCCCUUUGAUCGUUAAGAUGAUUUUUCGUUAAAGACAAGACUUUAAUAAAGUGUGAA
Molecule: messenger RNA, 1357 nt
Organism: Paramacrobiotus metropolitanus
Lineage: Eukaryota; Metazoa; Tardigrada; Eutardigrada; Parachela; Macrobiotidae
Exons: 4
Coding region: 549-977 (142 amino acids)
Source: RefSeq, a predicted model, not a curated record